AAGAGCUUAUGUAGCUUGUUUGUGCUACAUUCAAUACUGAAUAUAAUUUGAUCAAAGUGACAUUAAAAUAAUAGUGGUCAUUAAAAAUGGAAGUGGAUCCGCCUAAGGAACUUUUAAAGCCAUUAGAGAUCCCGCAAAAAAUAUUAAUGGGACCUGGACCAAGUAAUUGUUCGCAAAGAGUUUUACGAUCAUUAGAACAUCAGGUGAUAGGUCAUCUUCAUCCGGAAAUGUUUAAGUUAAUGGACGACAUCAAGUCGGGAAUUCAAUACGCAUUUCAAACAAAAAACGAAUUAACUUUGGCACUGAGUACAGCGGCUCAUGGUGGUAUGGAGGCAUGCUUGGGAAAUUUAAUUGAGCCAGGAGAAACAGUGUUGAUUGCUAAAUGUGGAAUUUGGGGUGAACGUGCCGCCAAUAUGGCGAAUCGUCUUGGUGCAGACAUUAAAUUCCUGACGACCGAAUACGGAAUUGGUUUCGAUCUCGACACUUUAGAAUUAUUUUUAAAAAGAUUCAAACCUGCCGUAGUUUUUGUCGUACACGCUGAAUCUUCAACUGGUAUGAAACAACCAUUGGAAGGUGUAGGAAAUCUCGUUCAUCGGUACAAUUCGUUGUUAAUCGUCGAUUCUGUGGCAUCAUUAGGUGGUGAACCAUUAUUUGUAGACGCUUGGAAGAUCGAUGCUGUUUAUGCCUGCAGUCAAAAAGUUCUCGGUGCUCCGGCAGGUCUAACGCCAAUAUCGUUCAGUCCAUUAGCAGUUGAAAAGAUCUUCAAUAGGCGUACAAAAGUUUCAACAUAUUAUUGGGACAUGAAGAUAUUAGGCGAUUAUUGGAAUUGUUUUGGCAAUCCAAGGAUUUAUCAUCAUACGAUUAGUGCAACACUUAUUUAUGGAUUACGCGAAGCUUUGGCCGAAUUAACGGAGGAAGGUUUAAGUACUCGUUGGUCCAGGCACGCAUCGGUGGCUGUUAAAUUGCGAGAGGAACUUUUGAAACGUCGAUUUCGACUUUACGUCAAAAAUCCGAAAUAUCAAUUAUCUACGAUCGUAUCUAUCGAGAUACCAGAUGGUAUCGAUGUUAAAAUUUUAUCUGCCAGAGCUAUGGAAAGAUAUGGCGUUGAGAUCAGCGGUGGACUUGGUCCAACUGUCGGAAAAAUUUUACGAAUUGGUUUGAUGGGAAACAAUUCUACUUACCGUCACGUUGAUCUUCUACUUGAUGCUUUGGACGAUGCACUCAAAUUCUCUACAAAAUCGAAAAUGUAAUUUUAUUUGUUUAUAUGGGUAUAUAUGUUUACGGGAGCUUCGCCAUGACCGAUUUUGAAAAUAUUUUUGUUACGUCAAAGUUUGUCAAUUAAAAAAAAAAAGAAAAAGGAGAAGACUGCACGAAAAGAUCUUAUCGCGCAAACCAAAUGAACGAGCUGGAGUAAAUUUAUUUUAUUAAUGAAAAUACUGCAAUCGGCAUACAUUUUCUUUCGCUAUUUUAAGCUUCAUUGUAUUAAUUAGCAGUGUCAACAGUUAGGUACGUUAUUUCACUUUCGGCGUAACAAGAAAGAUAAUAAUCUGAAUGUAUGUGAUACAUUGAUAAUGAAAUUACAAUUAGGAGUUAGAGAUAAUGGCAAUAAGUCUAAAUAAGGUAAUGAUGAUAAAUCGAUAAUUAACUAAUUAAUUAAUUAAUUAUCGAUUGUUUUUGGCACAAUACAAUAUCCAUUCUUUUAACAAAAGUACGAUCAAAAGGAAUUUUUACGUCCUACUGAAUAACGAUUAUUAAAUAAUAAUCUCAAAGAUUUUCAAUUCGUAGAAUAAUCAAUGAUUUUAAAAAUUGAUCCUAAUCAUUAUAAGAUCUGAUAGAUUUGAUUGUCUAAAAAGCAUUGCCAUUUGAUUUAACUCAAAAGAUUUUGUAAAGCUAAAGUCUAUAAGAAAGAAAAAAAAAAAAAUAAAAGAAAAGAAAAAAAGAAAAGAAAAGAAAAGAAAAUUAGAUAAAGAUCGAUAACAUGCAUACGUAAGUGGUGAUGACUUUAAAUAAUAAUGACAUUAAUAAUAAUAACUAUAAUUACAAAUGAUAACUUGUUACAUCAAAUCCCGUAUAUCGCGGGUUCGAUGAGGAUAUAUUAUAAACUAUCGAGCUGUAUAAAUAAUAUUAUUAAUAAUAAUAAUAAUAAUAAUAAUAAUAAUAAUAAUAAUAAUAAUAAUUAAUAAUAAUAAUUGAUCGUUCAUUAGCAUACCGAUAGAUGCAUAAUUUCGUUACACAUUAUAUACGUUCGUUUAUUUUCUUCUUUUUAUUUUCUACUCCAUCUUCUUCUCCUUCUCUUUCUUCUUCUUCUUCUUCUUCUUCUUCUUCUUCUUCUUCUUCUUCUUCAUCUAUGUUUUAUGUACAAAAUUGUCAACAAUCAACAGACUGUCCGUGAUAAUCAUAAGUAAAAUCCUAUAUCCUAAUACUAUAGUUAAUGGUAUCGGACUAAUGCAUGCACGUAAUUAAUUAAUUAAUUAAUUAUAAGGCACGAACGGUAAAUAGCGGAUCAACGCUUUCCGUAGAAAAUAUGUAUAUAUGUUAAGUUUGUAUGUUUAUGUAUGUGUGCGUGUGCAUGUUAAAGAAAGAAAUUAAAGAAAAGAAAGAAAUAUUUUCCGUCAUUAACAAAAUAUUCCAAGGAGUAAAAUUAUUACGACGUUCGAAGAAGAAAGAAAGAAAGAAAGAAAGAAAGAAAGAAAGGAAGGAAGGAAGGAUCAAAAAUCAAAAAUAAAAAACCAAAAGAAAAGAAAAGGAAACAACGUAGAAGAAAUUUGUGCUCCCCGAUUUGAUUUAUGGACGACGGGAAGGAAUCGUUGCCUUUUUUCUUUUUUUCUUCUUCUUCUUUUUUUUCGAAAAAGCAACCAGGCCUGCCAGCUGCCGCGACAACGUAGUACGAGCCUCCAUUUUUUUUUCUCCUUUCUUUUUUUCCUCUAUUUUUUUUUUCUCUUUUUUUCCCCC
Vespa crabro (European hornet) is the source of this 2952-nucleotide messenger RNA. RefSeq names its product alanine--glyoxylate aminotransferase (gene Agxt). The transcript is spliced from 6 exons. Gene Ontology annotation, molecular function: L-alanine:glyoxylate transaminase activity; L-serine:pyruvate transaminase activity. The coding region runs from base 87 to 1250 and encodes 387 amino acids. Gene Ontology annotation, cellular component: peroxisome. The record is from RefSeq and is a predicted model, not a curated record. NCBI's taxonomy places the organism in Eukaryota, Metazoa, Arthropoda, Insecta, Hymenoptera, Vespidae.